Molecule: messenger RNA, 732 nt
Organism: Histoplasma capsulatum G186AR
Lineage: Eukaryota; Fungi; Ascomycota; Eurotiomycetes; Onygenales; Ajellomycetaceae
Exons: 5
Coding region: 1-732 (243 amino acids)
Source: RefSeq, a predicted model, not a curated record
AUGACUCUAGUCCACCAUACUAGUAAGGAUCCGGGGUUGAGCCGUGAAUAUGCUGCAACCCAUGAAACGACAUCCAUGUCUAAAUUCGGUGAAUCAAUCAGAGGUCCCAGCAUAAAACUGGUUGCGACUGAAGUUUGCUUCCUGGAAACUCAUUUGUUAGUUCGAUCACAUUCCUCUCAGCCUCACACUCACGCCUAUGGGCGUUGCGGCAAAAUCACCGCCGUAUAUGAUGACACAGGAAUGCUGAAACGGGAAAAACUGAUUGGACAAGUGAAAUAUCUGCUGGAGAUUAUCGGAGAUAGUCCACCAGUUCACGGUCUCUUGAAGCAAAUGCUGGGGCCUCUAGGACACAUCUCGACUGAGAACUGCUGGUGGUGUCACAGGUUCGAGUCCGUUUGGUCAAACCAUCCUGGCACUCUGCAGGGGUUUGUUCUAAGUGCUCUUUUGCACGGGAAUGCAGUAGCGGUUACUGGUGGAUGCCGCUAUUUUCGGAUCCAUCGGGCUUUCGGUGGCUUGGUUCCUUUCCUUUCCCCAGCUAUCGCCGGGAGAACGAGCGUCAGGUCUCUCCACCAAGCCCCAUCUCACAAAGCUCUCCGCUUAAGUUUAAUUCCGCUGGGACUUCCGUUGAGAGGGAAUAAUCGCCGCACGAGUGAUCUGCGUCGAGGUUCCCGAGGCUCCCGUCGGUCCUCAUUCGGGUGGAUUUCCAUAGCGACUCAGUCGAAGCCACCUUAA